AUGGCCAGCUUGACCACCAUGGAGAAGUUGAUCCUCUUCCACAAGCUCGAGAGAGACCUGUUCCACCGUCUAGUGCACGACCUCGCCCAGGACCCGGUGCCGAUGCUCUGGGUGAUCGCGUUCUGGCUCUGGCUCGAGUCCGAUGGCCACCACGACUUCAUCCGCCGCGUCUCCGCGCUGCCAGGACCUGUUGUGCUGCGGUUCGUCGACGAGGCUAUCGCGUGCCUCCGCUGCCUCGCCCGCCAGGGCCAUGGGCAUGCGGCCGGCACAGGCACCGGCGACGGCCGCGAGAGGUGCCUACCCUGCACGAACGCGCUCUUGACCAAGCGCAUAGACGACGUGGGCUACUUCGAAGGGCACCGCGAGGUCUUUGAUGGCGUCACCUACCAGUACAGGAGCGUAUGCCUCGCCGUUUGUGAUGUCAGCAGCAACAGCACUUGUGUGCCCACAAGCGGUGUGCUUGCUGCGCCACCUAUGGUCGGCUCCCCUGUCCUCACCGCCCCGACGGUGGCAUCCUUUCCACUAAACCCGAUGGCAUCGCCGUGGAUCCCUUUGCAGAGCCCCCCGCCAGACGACUACCGCUCCCUAUUUAUCACCUUCUCCAGAGGCUACCCCAUUAACAGGGAGGACAUCAUGGACUUCUUCGACUCGGUGUACGGGCCGUGCGUGGAGACGGUGAUGAUAGAGAAGGUGGCGCCAGGGCAGCUGCCGGUGUACGGUCGCAUGGUGCUGCGCAGCGCGGCGAUGAUCCCAGUGGUGCUGAACGGGCGGCAGACGGCCAAGUUCCUGAUCAAAGGCAGGCACCUCUGGGCCAGGAUCUACGUCCCCAGCUCCAGGCUCUCCUACGCCUGA
This is a messenger RNA of Miscanthus lutarioriparius, 852 nucleotides long. Lineage: Eukaryota; Viridiplantae; Streptophyta; Magnoliopsida; Poales; Poaceae. The record is from the annotation of a GenBank genome assembly.